AUGUCAACGUCUGUGAUAAAUGUUAAAUAUUCUACGCCGCCUCAGCAACGUUCAUCGACGUUGCCAUCCAUCGCCACUUCCUCUUCCUCACCCAGCAAAUUUUUACCCAUAAUCAAAGGUGUAACGCCAACAUUAAAAUCUCGAAAUCCGUCAUCGUUUCCAUUAUCAAAUUUGUAUGUUUCAUUAUCUUCGGGAGCUGAUCGUUUAUUAAAUAAAAUUGGAAAAAAUUUUUCAAUUAAAAAAAAUCAAACAUCGCCGCCAACAUCGAUAAAUCGACUUAUGCCGCCAGCAACGCCAACGCUCGUGCGUCGAUCAUCAACACGCAGUUUAUUCAUUAACGAACAAGAUGCCCCCUUCUCAUAUGCAAAAGGCUCCGUAAAGUCAACAAAAAUUACUUCUCCGAUGCGUCCAUUUUCAUACAUCGAAACACGCACGAUGAAAAUAACUCCGCCACAAUGUUUAUUCUUCACCAAACCUACAACAGCAUCAACGUCAAAAUCAAAUAGUCCGAUAAUGAUGAAUCAAUCAUUUUCACUAUCGAAAUUUAAAAAAGUUUUGUUAAAACGAAGAAAUUCUUCAAUUAUUGUACAUGAUCAUUCAUUCAAAGCAUCAAUAUCUUCACCAAGUGUUAAACAUCGUUUGAAAUAUUUGCUAGUAAAACGACAAGAAUUAAAACAUUCAAUUGACAAUUUAUGUCAAAAAAGAACAAAGUUAAAACAUAUUUUAAUAAACAAAGAGACACCAUUGAAUGCCAUCAUGUUUACUACAACACUAGAUAUUUAUUUGUUUCAACCGAAAUUAUUUUAUAAAAUUGAUGAUGACGAAAAAGAAAUACUAUCACAACAUAAAUUUACCUAUUUAUCACUUGCUGAUAAAUAUAUGAUUUUAACAGCAAAAAAUGAGCGAAUAAAUUUAAACCAGUUUCAAAUCGGUUUUUGCUCUCAAACACAUACUACAAUACAAAUACAACCAAAACUGAUUCAUUAUUUUAUUUCGUAUACCAACAUAAUGAAAAAUAUUAAAAAUCCAAAAUUUAUUCCACGUGAUCACGAUGAUUUAUCAUUGAUUACUCAAAGCACAAGCAAAUCUUCUAGUGAAAGUGCAUUCGUAUUAAAGUUUGCAUGGCUUUUUUUAGGAAAUUUUCUAAAAUUAUUAUAA
This is a messenger RNA of Didymodactylos carnosus, 1158 nucleotides long. Lineage: Eukaryota; Metazoa; Rotifera; Eurotatoria; Philodinida; Philodinidae. The record is from the annotation of a GenBank genome assembly.